UAAUAGAACAUAGAAGUGAAAUUAACCUAGUUCUGAAUGCACAUCCAACCAGAUAGAAUCAUGUUCCUUCUCUUUCUCUGCUCACUCCGUGAGAGAGCUUACAAGUUAGUACUUAGCCCCACAUACAUGUGAUACCUAGAUCUCCAGCAUUGACUCUACGUAACCACCUUCCCCAUGAAUCUCUCCUAUUUUUCCGUUUUAAUUUCGGUUUUGGUUUGCCGCAUGGAAGAAAUUCUGCUCACUCUGAGCAGGAAGCGGAGUUUCCAAAGAGAAUAAUCAGCCAUUAUUUUGCUUCUACUUUGUUACAUUCCAAAGUCUACCAGUUUUGGUUUUUUUAAUAUUAAUUGGGUAGAAACAAAUUCUUCAUUCCCUUCUGCAAUUACUGAAUAACAUGCCUCAUCACUCACCGGUUACUCGGCGAAAGGUUCAACCGUGAAGAUGCUCCUUCAAGUGAGAAAAAGGUCGAGAUUGAACAAAGUUGGGACCUUUAUCGGGAAAUUGAGCUUCUGAGAGCACCCUGAGAUAAUCCCGGUCAGCAAUUUUGAUUGUUUUCUCUUUUUUCUUGACCUUUCAGCGAGGAUUGAAAAGGGGAAGUGAAUGGUGGUUGGGGAAAUGGACACAGAGGAGCCGCAAGUUGAGGUUCCUUGGAACCCCACCACCCCUAUUAAGCCCGUUCCUCUAAAACCAGUGCCGAUCUACACGCCUUUGGAGAGAAACCACAUGGGUCAUGCAAAUGGAGCAGUUGCAUGUGUUGAAUUCUCACUUGCCCAAGAGAAAAUUUGCGGGCCACAUGAUGGGUCAAACUUUGCCGGUUACAGCGGCAAAACUUGUGAACAGACAGCUUCAGAUGCUGUUUCUAGCUACAGCAAACUUGGAUUUUGUGAACAUUUGUUUGCGGUUGAGGCUGAAUCAAGGAACCCUGGUGUGACACAAAGGAAUAAUGAUAGAUUGAAGAACCCGUUUGUUCCUUCGUUCAUCCUUGACAAUGCCAAGGACCCUCAGGAAACAUACAUUUCUUGCUGUAGCAAGACAACUUCCCAUGAUACCCCAUUUACCCUUGACAGUGGCAACAAAGAAGCAAGCAGACUAAUAGCAUCAAUGCAAAUCAAUAUGGAAGAAAAGGAUCCAGGAGGGGAAGAGAGAAAUGUCCCCACUGAGGUUGACAAUAAUGUACCACCAAACAGCAUAGAGCUUUGCAACCCUGGUGUAGAAUCUGCUUCCCUUUCUUCACCAUUAAGGGAGAAUGGCAACCCGGAUAAGGGAAGCACUCAUGAUCCUGAUCUUGGUAAAACACCACAACAAAAACCAAGGAGAAGAAAGCACCGUCCCAAGGUAAUUAAAGAAAUCAAACCCAAAAGUACUCGGAAGCCUGCUACCCCAAAGCCUGUUCAAUCAAAAGAAAACCCAACUGCCAAGAGGAAGUAUGUGAGAAGGAAAGGAUUGGAACAAACUUCUCCAACAGAAGUGACUACAGAAUUUACUAAAGAAAUGCCUGAAUCUACCAAAGUGUCUUGUAGAAGGACCUUAAAUUUUGACGCAGGAACAAGAGAUGAAAGUCCUGCUAGCAUGGAAAAUACAACUGCACUUUUGGGAAAAGUAAAUGGGGCACCGGUAGAAGAAACAAAUGUAGGCCUCGCAUUUGAUCUAAGCACUUCAUUGAAGCAGGCAUCAAACAAUUAUAAGUCAUUACCCAAAACCUCUGAGACAAAGUCAGACAAACAGCCAACUGCCAAGAGGAAGUAUGUGAGAAGGAAAGGAGUGAACAAAACUUCUGAUCCUCCAAUGGAAGUUACUGGAGAACUGACUAAAGAAAAGAUGCCUGAAUCCACCCAAAUGUCAUGUACAGGGUCUGUAAAUUUAGAUGAAAGAGCAAGAUAUCAAAGUUAUCCAGUCAAAGACAACCCAACAGCACAUCCUGGCAGUGAAAUUGGUCUAGUCAUGCAGGAAACGAACAUCAGCCUUGCCUAUGACCUAAACACUUCCAUGAAGCAGGUAUCAAAUAGUUACAUAUCAUUACCAGAAGACACACAAGCCCCAAAUGCAUCUUCAAGAAAAACAAGCUCCAGGACAAAGCCAGAGGAAAACCCAACGGCCAAGAGGAAGUAUACAAGAAAGAAAAGACCAUAUAAGACUUCUCCAACAGAAGUGACUGGAGAAUUGACUGAAGAAAAGAUGCCUGAAUCCACCCAAGUGUUGUUUACAGGGUCCAUAAAUUUUGAUGAAAGAGCAAGAGAUCAAAGUUAUGCAGUACAAGAGAAUCCAAUUGUGCAUAUGGGCAGUGAAAUUGGUGUAGUCAUGCAGGAUAUGAAUGUAGGCUUUGCCUAUGAUCUAAACACUUACAUGAAGCAAGCAUCAAACAGUUCCAUGUCAUUACAAGAAGACAAACGAGCCCCAAAUACAUCUCGUUCAAGAAGAAAAAGCUCUGGGACAAAGUCAGAGGAAAACCCAACUGACAAGAAGUAUGUGAAAAGGAAAGGAAUGAACAAGAUUUCUGUUCCUCCAACAGAAUUACCUGGAGAAUUGACUGAAAUAAAGAUGCCUGCAAUCCCUGCAUCUGCCCAAAUGUCAUGCACAGGAUCCACAAAUUCUGAUGAAAGAGCAAAACAUAAAAAUUAUGCAGUCAAAGAGAAUACAAAUAAACAUCCAGGCAGUGAAAUUGGUGUAGUCAUGCAGGAAAUGAAUGCAGGCCUUGCCUAUGAUCUAAGCACUUCAAUGAAGCAGGCAUUAAAUGAUGAUGUGACAUUAACUAAGGAAGCACAAGCUCCAAGUACAUCUUCAAAGAUCAAUCUCCCGGGGGAAAAAACAAAAGAAAACCCAACAGCCAAGAGAAAGUAUGUGAGGAAAAACAAAUCAAAUCCAUCUCCUAUUCCUCCAACAGAAAUGACCGAAUUGACUGAAGCAAUGGUGCUUGAAUCUAACAAUAUGUCAUGGAGAAGGUCCUUAAAUUUUGACAUGGGAACUGGAGAUGAAAAUUAUGUAGGCAGACAAAAUUUAGAUUUGCUCAUUGGAAAGGAAAAUAUGGUGUUACAGGAAACAAAAGUAGGCCUUACCUAUAAUCAAGACACUUGGAUGAAGGAGGCAUUAAAUAAUUGCAUGCCAUUACCUGAGGAAACACAACAACCAAGUUCAUCUAUUUCAAGAAGCACUCCCCUUGGGGCAAAGCUGAAUGUCAACUCUGUAGAAAACAUAAACGAAAAUGGCCAGGCAACUGCUCAGGAUGGAAACCUCAGUAAUAACCAAAGUUCAACAAGGUUACAAAUGGUUGGUUCAAAGAGAAAACAUUCAGGUACCUUUAAUCAUGCAGAUGACAGCAGCCUGAAUCUGAUUGGGGCACACUAUAAUGGACUUGCCUCAUACCAGACUAACUUAUGUGUUCAGUUUCCAAACAUACAGAAGAAAAGGAGAACUGAUAAGGGGAAAACUUCUAUCACUUAUGUUACAUCUGUGACUACAACAAAAGAAGUCCAACAGACAUAUCCUCAGGAAGAUGCUCUAGUGCAUCCAUAUGCAUCAAGCUCCGGCUGCUGGAUUUAUGGUUCAAGAUAUAAUGCAGCUGGAGUCCCAGCCAUAAGUGAAUUGACAGAAAGUUCUAUUGAUAAUACUCAAACAUUUGAUGAGUUCGUCUUGUCUUUGAAAAGGCUGGCAGAAAGAUCUCAAUCCUCUACUAGUGAUCGUGGUUCUCUAACUAGAAUUAGAAACUGUGAUACUGAACCAAAUUGUACUGCAAAACAAGUAGCCUGUGGCAGAGAACAAACAUGCAUUGAUGCUUUAGUUGUAGAGACACGUGCAUCACUCAUAAAAAAGAAGCGGAAUAGAAAGAAAAGUGUUCUUCCCAGUUCAGCACAUUCUAGCACAAAUAAGAUGCUACAGCACCAUCAUUUUACAUUGGGAAAUUACCCCUUUCCAAUGGGGAUGUCAUCAGACAUUGCUCCUGAAGUACUAUGGAAAACCAUGAAUUAUAUUGAUGCAUUAACAGAGCAAUUUAGACGACUAAACAUAAACACAGAAGCCAGAGACCUUGCAUUACAUGAGCAGAAUGCACUGGUCCCUUAUAAGCAGCAAAACAGCCUUAACCAUGGAAAUGGGGUCAUUGUUCCCUUUCAAAACAAGAAACAGCAUCCACGACCAAAAGUUGACCUUGACGAUGAGACUGAGAGAGUUUGGAAGCUUUUGUUGCUAGAUAUAAACAGUCAUGGGAUUGAUGGAACUGAUGAAGGUAAGGCCAAGUGGUGGGAAGAAGAACGAAAUGUGUUCCGUGGACGAGCAGACUCAUUUAUUGCAAGGAUGCAUCUUGUACAAGGAGACAGAAGAUUUUCUCGAUGGAAAGGAUCAGUUGUGGAUUCAGUGGUUGGAGUUUUCCUCACUCAAAAUGUCUCUGACCAUCUUUCCAGCUCUGCAUACAUGUCCCUUGCUGCUCGAUUUCCCAAAAAAUCAAGCAGUGAGUGCAAAACACACCAUGCGGAAGACUCAAGGCUGGUAAUCAACGAAACACAAGUGCAUAUAGUGGAACCAGAAGAGAGCACGGAAUGGGAUGCAAAAUUAUUGAAUCAAUCUGUUUAUGACCAGAGUUCUCUAACACUAGACAUUGUUGAGCAUUCUGGAGAAAAAGAAGCUAUCAACAGCAAUGAUUCCUGUGGAACUAACAGCAGUGUGAUUAGCACAGAUGAAUCAAACUCCAGACUUUCGGAAUUAUCCCAAAGAAAUACAAAGGAACACUGUAGUCCAAUGAGGAGUGGACUACUUAGUGAUACGAUUGAGGAAGCAGAAGAAAAAUCAUGUUGUGAUGGUGAUAGGAAAGAGUUACAUGACAUAGUUUCAUCCCAAGGCUCUGUCAUUUCAUCCCAAAUAUCUGGAGAUUUUUCAAAUGAUCAAAAUCCUGAGAAAGUAGGAUCAUACUCAGAUAGUAACUCAGAAGUAGAAGAUCUCUCCAGCACAACAAAGUACAACCAUUUUGAUAGCAGCACUUCCUUCAGUAAACUUCUUGAAAUGGUUAGUUCAUCCAAAUUUUAUGAAGACAACAGUCAAAAAAGCAAAUCAACUGAGAACUUAAGCGGUGCAUAUGAUCAACCUAUACACAUGCCGCAUAACAAUCCAGUAGAAAGCUUGAAAAAAUCAAAUUGUACAGAAGGCUCUUCAGAAGCAUCCAUCACCCAAUCCCUUGAAUAUACUUUGAAACUCACCCCCGACUCAGGAAUGCUUGAUGUUAACUGCUUUGAUCCUUUCAAAACAGAAACCUCGUCAAGUGACUUCUUAAAGAAAAAGGAUGAAAAUGGCAUGAACAGAUCAAGUUUUCAAACAAAAGAACCUGCAGGAGAAGUUGCAAGAACCCAUUCUCAAAGCAUUGUAUCUCAAGUCCAUCCUCAGGAACCAAACAAUCACCUGCAGCAAAGCUUUUUCAACAUUUCUGGACAAACUCAAGUUCUUGUGCAGAAAGAAAGGGAUGAGCACAAAAAUGUCAGGAGGAAUGAAAACAAUGAGAUAAGUUCUGCCCCAAUAAAAUUAAAGAGCAGGGAACAAGGAAAAGAAAAAAAGGAUGAUUUUAACUGGGAUAGUUUAAGAAUAGAAGCACAAGCUAAGGCUGGGAGAAGAGAAAAGACAGAAAACACCAUGGAUUCUUUGGACUGGGAAGCUGUGAGAUGUGCAGAUGUCAGUGAAAUUGCCAAGACCAUCAAAGAACGGGGCAUGAACAACAGGCUUGCAGAACGCAUUAAGGAUUUCCUGAAUCGGCUGGUUGAAGAACAUGGAAGCACUGACCUUGAGUGGCUUAGAGAUGUUCCACCUGACAAAGCAAAAGAAUACUUGCUCAGCAUAAGAGGAUUGGGAUUGAAAAGUGUGGAAUGUGUGCGGCUUUUAACACUGCACCAUCUUGCCUUCCCGGUAGACACAAAUGUUGGACGUAUAGCAGUACGGCUGGGAUGGGUCCCUCUGCAGCCACUGCCUGAGUCACUGCAGUUGCAUCUCCUAGAAUUGUACCCAGUGUUGGAAUCUAUACAAAAAUAUCUCUGGCCUCGACUGUGCAAGCUAGAUCAAAAAACACUAUAUGAGCUACAUUACCAGAUGAUUACUUUUGGAAAGGUCUUCUGUACAAAAAGCAAGCCAAAUUGUAAUGCAUGCCCAAUGAGAGGAGAAUGUAGACACUUUGCUAGUGCAUUUGCAAGUGCAAGGCUUGCAUUGCCUGGACCAGAGCAGAAGAGUAUAGUUACCACAGCUGGAAAUAGUGUGAUUGAUCAGAAUCCAUCUGAAAUCAUCAGUCAGUUGCACUUGCCUCCCCCUGAGAACACAACCCAAGCAGAAGAAAUUCAACUAACAGAAGUGUGCAGACAACUGGAAUCAAAAUCUGAAUUAAACAUUUGCCAGCCUAUCAUUGAAGAGCCAACAACUCCAGAGCCAGAAUGCUCACAAGUAUCACAAACUGACAUUGAGGAUGCUUUCUACGACGAUUCAUGUGAAAUUCCUACCAUCAAGCUUAACAUAGAAGAGUUUGCUCUGAAUUUACAAAAUUACAUGCAAGAAAAGAUGGAACUUCAAGAAGGUGAAGUGUCAAAGGCAUUGGUUGCUUUGAAUCCAGAAGCUGCUUCCAUUCCUAUGCCCAAGCUAAAGAAUGUGAGCCGAUUACGAACAGAACACUGUGUUUAUGAACUUCCAGAUACACAUCCUCUUCUGCAAGGGUGGGACACACGUGAGCCUGAUGAUCCAGGCAAAUACCUUCUUGCUAUAUGGACUCCAGGUGAGACAGCAAAUUCUAUACAGCCACCAGAAAGUAAAUGCAGCUCUCAAGAAGAAUUCGGGCAGCUCUGUAAUGAGAAGGAAUGUUUCUCGUGCAACAGUUUCCGUGAAGCAAAUUCACAGAUAGUUAGAGGGACACUCCUGAUACCAUGUCGAACAGCUAUGCGGGGGAGCUUUCCACUGAAUGGCACCUAUUUCCAAGUCAAUGAGGUAUUUGCUGAUCAUGUCUCAAGUAUUGACCCAAUCAGUGUACCCCGAAGUUGGAUCUGGAACCUCAAUAGGCGAACAGUAUAUUUUGGAACCUCUGUACCAACAAUAUUUAAAGGUUUAACAACACAAGAAAUUCAACAAUGCUUUUGGAGGGGUUAUGUCUGUGUGCGGGGUUUUGACAGGGAAACACGAGCACCCCGUCCUCUGAUGGCUAGGCUACAUUUCCCAGCAAGCAAGUUAGCCAAGACAAAAGAGAAGACAAAAAAGGAAUCGAGUUCGGCAAAAUCACGAGGAUCAAAAUCAAAUAUAGAACAUCCGGAAUUGAUUUCUAACAGUAGCAACCUUCAAGAAACGGGAAGAGACUGAAGACUAAUAAUCAGUAUUAUUCAUCCCAUGCUGUGUUGUUCAGUAGCGUCUAUAAAAUGACGAAGUCAUUAUUUAAUUUAACGUUUAGUUCUUCUUAUCAUGCUCAGAGACUGAGCAGUUUUCCAGAUUAGGACCCCAAUAAUGUAUUAUUAGUAGCACUUAGGCUCUAGUUUCUUUCUUGUUUUCAAAAAAAAAAAUUACAUGAGUGUGAGCUAUGUAAUGCCUUGAGGGGAAUUGGGCGUACUUUUCCCCCAAUUUAUGCUGAGAUACACAACUUGAAUAUUAUGUCCCUCACUUCACCAUUGCCAGUUGCA
This is a messenger RNA of Cajanus cajan (pigeon pea), 7616 nucleotides long. RefSeq lists its product as uncharacterized. Gene Ontology annotation, molecular function: 4 iron, 4 sulfur cluster binding; DNA N-glycosylase activity; DNA demethylase activity. NCBI's taxonomy places the organism in Eukaryota, Viridiplantae, Streptophyta, Magnoliopsida, Fabales, Fabaceae. Gene Ontology annotation, biological process: base-excision repair; chromosomal 5-methylcytosine DNA demethylation pathway. The record is from RefSeq and is a predicted model, not a curated record.